This is a messenger RNA of Gilbertella persicaria, 609 nucleotides long. Its product is annotated as S-adenosyl-L-methionine-dependent methyltransferase. The record is from RefSeq and is a predicted model, not a curated record. Gene Ontology annotation, molecular function: methyltransferase activity; nucleic acid binding. The coding region runs from base 1 to 609 and encodes 202 amino acids. Gene Ontology annotation, cellular component: mitochondrion. NCBI's taxonomy places the organism in Eukaryota, Fungi, Mucoromycota, Mucoromycetes, Mucorales, Choanephoraceae. The transcript is spliced from 2 exons. Gene Ontology annotation, biological process: methylation.
AUGCACAAAUAUAUUACAGAAGAAUGGACAUAUAAAGUGAUAGAUCAACUAAGGCAACACCACUUAGAUAAGCUAAAGAGCCCGUUGCGUAUCCUUGAUAUUUGUACAGGCUCAGGAUGUAUUGCACUUGCAUUAGCCAAACAUUUACCGAAAGGCACUGUGCAUAUCACUGGCCUUGAUAUUUCAAACAAAGCCAUUGCACUUGCUAAAGAAAACUUGCAAGUACAUCAGCAUGUCUUGUUAAAUCCGGUUGAAUUUGUGCAACAAGAUAUAUUUGAAUUCAAUCUACCGCAAGAUACAUUUAAUUUUAUUGUUUCUAAUCCACCCUAUGUCACUCUGGAUGAAUAUGAUAGCCUUGAUCCUGAUGUGAAAAGUUGGGAGGAUGUCGGUGCUUUAGUAGCAGAAGAUCAAGGCACACGGGUACAUCAGCGCAUCAUUCAAAUGACGACAGCUAUUAGCCCUAUGCUUAGCAUGCCUUAUCUGUAUAUGGAAAUAGGUGGCACACAUCAAGUUGGGCUGUUGAAUGAAGCGAUGAGAAAACAUGGAUUUAAAGGCACUAAAGUGUGGAAAGAUUUGGCCGACAAAGAUCGUGUCAUUGUAGGCUACUAA